Molecule: messenger RNA, 6480 nt
Organism: Melospiza melodia melodia
Lineage: Eukaryota; Metazoa; Chordata; Aves; Passeriformes; Passerellidae
Gene: JMY
Product: junction mediating and regulatory protein, p53 cofactor
Exons: 11
Coding region: 260-2986 (908 amino acids)
Biological process (GO): 'de novo' actin filament nucleation; Arp2/3 complex-mediated actin nucleation; positive regulation of apoptotic process
Cellular component (GO): cytoplasm; nucleus
Molecular function (GO): Arp2/3 complex binding; transcription coactivator activity; actin binding
Source: RefSeq, a predicted model, not a curated record
GCGGGGCUUGCGCGGGGGCGCCGCGCAUUGUCCGCGUUGGUGACUGGCGGGACCCGCGCGGGGAGCGGAGGAGGCGAUUCCCGUCCGCCCUUCCUCCCUCGUCGCUCCGGUGGGGAAGCAGCGCACCCUCCCCCUUGUACCCCGGCCGCUAAGAUGGCUGGUGGUGGGCGGUAAGGCGGUGCGGGGCUGCGGAGCAGCUGACGGGACGGGAGCGCGGAGGGCGGGCGGCGUGUGCCCGUGUGCGGAGUCGCGCAGCGCCAUGUCCGCCUUCGCCCUGGAGGAGACGCUGGAGGCCGACUGGGUGGCCGUCAGGCCGCACGCCUUCCAGGAGCGGGAGAAGCACAAGUUCGCCUUCAUCGUGGCCUGGAACGAGAUCGAGGGCAAGUUCGCCAUCACCUGCCACAACCGCACGGCGCAGCGCCAGCGCAGCGGCUCCCGUGAGCUGCGCCGCGGCGGCCCCGAGGCCGGAGCCGUCCCCAAGGCUGGCGGCCCCGCGGUGCGCAGGGACCCAGGGCCACCCCGGGGCUGCGCCCAUGCCCGGGCCGAGGCGCUGCCCAAGAGCCCGCUGCGCCCCAAGGGCAGCCCGGCGCGGAGGCCGCAGCGCGGCCCGGAGGCGGCAGGUGCCGCCGAGGAGAUCGAAGUGCUGGAGCUGGGGAAGGAGGACGUGGCCGCCGCGCUGUCGCUGCCGCCCUCGCCGCCUCGGGCGAGCGAGUUGAGCGCUCCCGACGCGGAGCCGGCGGGGGAGGAGUGCAGCUGGGCCGGCCUGUUCUCCUUCCAAGACUUGCGGGCCGUGCACCAGCAGCUGUGCUCGGUGAACUCGGAGCUGGAGCCUUACCUGCCUGCCUUCCCCGAGGAGCCCUCGGGCAUGUGGACGGUGCUUUUUGGAGCACCGGAACUAUCCGAGCAGGAGAUGGACGCUCUCUGCUACAAGCUGCAAGUUUACUUGGUUCACAGCUUGGAUACCUGUGGCUGGAAGAUCCUUUCGCAGGUGCUCUUCACCGAGACCGACGACCCCGAAGAGUAUUACGAGAGUCUGAGUGAGCUGCGACAGAAGGGGUACGAGGAGGUGCUCCAGAGGGCCCGCAGGCGCAUUCAGGAGCUUCUGGAAAAACAUAAGAAUACAGAAAGUAUGGUAGAGCUCCUUGAACUGUACCAAAUGGAAGAUGAAGCCUACAGUAAUCUUGCAGAGGCCACCACAGAGCUCUACCAGUACUUACUGCAACCAUUCCGAGAUAUGAGGGAACUUGCAAUGCUUAGAAGACAGCAGAUAAAGAUCUCAAUAGAGAAUGACUACCUGGGCCCCAGAAGAAUUGAGAGUCUGCAAAAAGAAGAUGCUGAUUGGCAGAAAAAAGCUCACAUGGCUGUGCUUUCUAUUCAAGAUCUUACAGUUAAAUAUUUUGAAAUAACAGCUAAAACACAAAAAGCUGUGUAUGAUCGAAUGAGAGCAGACCAGAAAAAAUUUGGUAAGGCAGCAUGGGCAGCAGCAGUGGAACGUAUGGAAAAGCUUCAGUAUGCAGUUUCUAAGGAGACUUUGCAGUUGAUGCGUGCUAAAGAAAUCUGUUUGGAGCAGAAGAAGCAUGCUCUGAAAGAGGAGAUGCAGAGCCUGAAAGGUGGUACAGAAGCAUUAGCCCAUUUGGACCACUUAGAAGCUGAUUACUAUGAUCUACAGCUUCAGUUAUAUGAAGUGCAGUUCGAGAUCUUGAAAUGUGAAGAGCUGCUACUGACAGCACAGCUUGAAAGCAUCAGAAGAUUGAUGUCAGAGAAGAGAGAUGAAGUGGUGUAUUAUGACACUUACGAAAGUAUGGAAGCCAUGCUUGAAAAAGAGGAUAUGGCAACAUCUGUACACUUGCAAAAAGAGGAGCUGCAAAAGUUACAACAAAAAAUCCGCCAGCUGGAAGCAAGGCGUGGACGUAUUUCAGCCAAGAAAGCCUACCUCAGAAAUAAGAAGGAGAUCUGUAUUGCAAAGCAUAAUGAGAAGAUCCAGCAGCGUCACCAGAGCGAGAAGGAGUACAAAAUGCACCAUACUGUUCAGCUGAAACGAGAUCAGUUGCAAGAUGAAGAGGAAAGAAAGAGCUCCUGGGUUAGUCAGGAACGACAGAAAACCCUGGACAGACUUCGUACAUUUAAGCAGCGGUACCCUGGGCAAGUAAUACUUAAAUCAACCAGACUGCGGCUGGCUCAUGCAAGAAGAAAAUGUGCAGCCAGCUCAGUGCCCUGUGUUGAGCAGCCUCAAUCUUUGCCAGCAACCAUACAAAUCCAAGAGAAGAGUGAGGAGGUGGAAUUGGAAAAAGCAGUUCAGCCUUUGCAAGUGCAGGAAUCCACAAGCUUAAAACAACUUCAAGAUGUUUCCUUGCCUCCUAAUGGUGUUACCUCUGAACUGCCCUGUGUUAGCACUUCUCCACUCACCAGUGACCAGCUUCAGCCAGAGACUGCUACUGGAGUACAGCUUCCACCCCCUUUGCCUCCACCACCUCCACCUCCACCUUUGCCCUCCAAGGAAGAUGCCACCAAAUCCUUAGAGAAAAGUGACAGCUUUGUUAAACGUCAGAGUGUGGAGAAGGGAGUCCAGCACUCUUCUGGUGUCCCACCAGCACAUCUGUUUGAUAGCAGUCAGCUAGUCAGUGCCAAGAAGAAGCUUAAGAAGACUGGUGAUAUAGAGGGUUUACAGAGAAGAAGAGUGAGUUCCCCGAUGGAUGAAGUGCUGGCUUCCUUGAAACGUGGCAGCUUUCAUUUAAGAAAAGUUGAGCAGAGAAGUCUCCCUCCUUUUCCUGAUGAAGAUGAUAGCAAUAACAUCUUGGCACAGAUCAGGAAAGGAGUGAAACUGAAGAAAGUACAGAAAGAUGUUUUGAGAGAAUCCUUUACAAUUCUGCCUGAUACUGACCCUCUGACAAGGAGCAUCCAUGAAGCAUUGCGAAGGAUUAAGGAAGCAUCUCCUGAGUCAGAGGAUGAAGAGGAGAGUUUGCCUUGCACAGACUGGGAAAACUAACCUGUGCUUGACAGCCGCCAACGUGUGAAAAGAAACCCCAGUUGAAGAUUAACUUUUCUUCUGCAUUUUUGAGAAUUCAGAGCCAGCAGUUAUGACCAUCAAUUCCACAAGAGGCUUUCUUUGGCAAAGAAAUAGUCUUUCUUUGGCAAAUAACUCAGUACUUGGAAAAAAAUGGCCUGAAAUGUUAAUUUCAGGUCACUUUUUUCUUUAUUUGUUCAAACAAAUUCUGGUUGGGGCACAAAGCGAAGUUGUUAAGACAUGCAUUUUAUACUAUCAAGAAUGCCCAAUUAUUAAGCACUUUUUAUAUUUGCAUUAGUAAUGUACGGCCAGUUAAGUGAGGGGGCCAUUUUGAGCUGGGAGACCACUUGCUAUUAGAGUAACUUUGAGGUUCUAAACCAGCUGUAAAAUGGCCCCUUCACUGCACUGAAUAUCUCAUGUGCUUGAAAAUUCAACGAAAUGGCUCCCUGCAGAGAAGCUUGCUGUGUAGCAGUCUGAUAUUCCAGAAAGAGAAUUCCUAGUUGCACUACAGUAGCUGAAAUUCAGUAACAUGCAACUAAGACUUUUUUUCUUCUUAGCUUGAAGAAGCAUACAUCAGUAUGAAAAGCAACAAGUGACCACAGCACAAUGAGAGUUAAGAGUUGAAUUCAGUACAUAUUCAAGAAUGUGUUUGUUUCCAUCAUGAUAUAUUUAGUAAGACAUACUGCAGCACCUUUUUAGAAGGUCAUGUUUAGUCUGACAUCUUUUUAAAGUAGACAUUUUCAUGCUUUUAAAAAAUAUUUAGCUAUGCUGAACCAAGUUAGUUAUACUUUUAUCAUUUGUUAUAAGAAGCAAUAUUUUGUAAUUUCAUACUUAAAAAUAUUUUUCUCUUUUGGUUUAAAAUGGCUUUUGAUUAGUCUAAGCAGCCUUCUUUAAAAAAAGAUCAAAGCACUUAAGCAUUCUGAUAAUUGAGUUGUGAAAAUCAUGCUAUUCUUGCUGGUUUUCAUUUUUCCCUUUAGUGGCUGCGAAAAUGUUUGUAUUUCAUACCCAAAAGCCUACUGGCUGAAAAAAGUUUCUUUUGAUUCUGACUGUUUUAUUUUUAAAGGAGAGUUACAACUUCCUCUGCAGUGAAUACUUAGGAGUAGUUCUAAACCUCAUGACUAAUGGCUGCAGGCAGCUACUCUUACGAUACCACAGUACCAAGAGGUAUGUCAAUACAGAGAUACAAGUAGCCUUGUACCACCUAAAAACCUCAUGUGGUAUUAAAAAUCAGCCCAUUACACUUCUAGGAAAGCUGAAUUUCCACUAGAAUUUUGUUUUUACUAGUGUAACAUACACUGUGUUUGAGAAAUACACAGUCCCUGUCCUUUGUGUUGUGUGGUCCAUUCACUGUUCCUCUUUUGACAGAUAAACUACUUUAUGGGGAUCUGGGUUCUUUUAAGUGGAGUUACUCAUUGCUGCUGUCAUGUAAUGGAACACGUACUGUGUUAACAUUUAUAACAGGGGAUUUCACGUCUUGCCGUUUACUUACAGAGAGAGGAGCAGGAGACCUUACCUUAGCAAUAGGCUGUGUAAUCUAAAGGAACCUCAGCUCUGGGACCCUUCAGUCUAUUGAAGAUGUUUUGCUGUGGCUGUCCAAAAAUUAAAGCUCUGUCAAACAUCUCGGGAGGAUUUUCUUAACCAUGUUGCCUUACUUAUAAAGUUAGUGAACAUUGAUUUUCAAAGCACCUAUGAGCAGCGUUACUGUAGAAUUAUAUAGAUUUUGCUGUGUUAGUUGCUAGGUCUCUAUUUUUCAGCUGUGUGAAACACCUGAUACUGGCUUCCCACAGGCCUAAAACUUCAUGAUGCUUUCUUCUUAAACUUAUUCUCCGAAUUCUGCGCUAUGUGGUAUGAUUGUGAGCUGUCUGAUGCUGUGUUCGUGCAGCAAUAGCAGCACUUUCAACGUUCAUCAUAAUCAUUCGACACUGCCUGUACCAUCAGCUGUUUUGUUCUACAUUUGUUUGUACUUUCAGUCACACCACACAUUGAAAUCAAGGUAAUCAAAUAAAUUUUUGGCUGUAGCACAAAACAGAACUUUGAUGUGAAAUGGUAAUGCACAUUAUACAUUUCAUCUGAAACUUAGUGCUAAAUUAAACAAGGAACUUCUAUGUUCAUUUUUUCCUAUUUUCCAGCCUGCGGUUUCAUUCCUUAGAGUAUGCAUACAGAACACUAGCAAAAUUUCAAGCCGAGGAAAAAUAGUGUAAUUUUAAAAUAUUUGUGCAGUGGUUCCCUUGCACAACACGUUUGUCUGCAGUUUACCACUGUGUUGUUAUCUAAAUAGCUCCAUGCUGUACUCUACUACAGUUUUCAGAUAUGUUUGCCAUGUGAUCUGUCAUCUUUGCCUUGAAAAAUGUGUGCAUGAUUGAUGAAAAUUACUCUUCUUAAUCUGUUUCAUAUUUAGCUGAAAUCUUAGAUUUCUGUAGUAGCUUAGUCUCAGUAGAAAUGGAGUUCUCAUAUGAGCAUGUAUUUUAAUGGCACACAAAAAGUAGUUGUUAUGCUGAGCAUAGUAGUAUGUAUCAGUUCAAAGCUGCCAUCUUCUAUGUGGAAAAUGAAUGAAUUUUUUUCCCUCAUCCUACUAAAAAAAAAUCCUGAAUUUAAAUCUCCAUGAGUCACUAGAUGUCACAAUUUCACGUAAUUUUCACUUUGAUCUAAAAAUUGUGCAUAUGUAGUGUAUACAGGCUGAUGCAUAAAAGGUACCAUCCUCUGCCAUGUGAAAUUUUCCAGUGGGAUGGCUACUGCAGAAGAAGGGGAAAAUUUAGUGUAUUUAUAAGAAACUUAGGGCAAUUAUGACAGUCCUGCGUUGAGAUCAGUUCCUCCACAGCUGAGAAAUGCUGUAAUAAUUGUGAGAAAUCUUGGCAAGCAUCACUAAGGAAAAACACGUAAACAUGCGCAAGGAAAAAGAGCCUCCAUAAAAAGACCUGCCUGUUGAUAUUUUUCAUUUUAUUGUUGUGGCUGCAUUGUUCUGUUGCUAGUUAUUUAUCUUAAGUAGUUUGUCAGCUUUUCGGCUUUUUUCUAUUUUUAGAAACUUAUUUCUUUUUUGAAAUUAAAAGUUUUACUAUGCUAUAACAUCCAGUGAAGUAAAGAUUUGGGAUGCAUAAUGUUUAUUGUACAAAUGCUUAUGUAAGGAUUGAAAAACCUUUUAUAAAUGGGAACAAGAAACCAAAUCCUCGGUUUCUGCUAAAAUAACCAAAAUGUAAGGUAAACAGCAAUAGUCUUGUUCAGAAAUUGAAUUUGUAUCAACAAGAAUUUCAUGUUCUCAUUCAUGGAGGUUUCCAGAUCCUUUACAAAUGACCAAUAGUCUUACUCACUUUACUGUAUUUUCAUGUUAGUUAUCUGUGUAGGGUAGAUGAAGGCUUUUUUUUUAUUCUUUUCAAACAUCACUUCUAAGUUUUGCCUGGUUUUGUUUGGUUUUUCUUUUUUUUAAUCUGACAGUCUGCAUUCUACACCAGACACUUGUAAAAUAAAUUAGUAUGAUUAUA